AUGUCAAGUACCCAGACAAAUACUCACGGCCACCAGCCCAGCCGCCUGCAGCGUCGGGCCCCCUCCUCCCUCCAGAUUGACCGUUCUCUCCACUGGAACGUCGCCAUCCCCCUCCUCUCACCCCUCGUCUCCUCGCCGCCGCCACUUGACCUUAAGCCGCAGCAAGACCCGCCGCCGCGGGAACCGGAGAUGGUCACGGUGUCCUUCAAGAAGUGGCAGCACCCGGCGGCUCCCUUCUGUUGCGAGCCGGCGCCGAUGGUCCCUCCCUUUGUACCGGCGUAG
This is a messenger RNA of Sphenostylis stenocarpa, 282 nucleotides long. NCBI's taxonomy places the organism in Eukaryota, Viridiplantae, Streptophyta, Magnoliopsida, Fabales, Fabaceae. The record is from the annotation of a GenBank genome assembly.